AUGGCUAACAUCGUGGAGGCGAAAACUCGAGCGGAAUUUGAGGAUUUCCUCAACAAAAGCGGCUCGCGGCUCACCGUGGUCCACUUUCAGGCGUCGUGGGCUCCGCAAUGCGCCCAAAUGAACGAAGUCGUGGCGGAGCUAGCUAAACAGCACGCUAACGCGACGUUCGUCAAGCUCGAGGCUGAAGCCGUACCGGAAGUAUCAGAGAAGUACGCCAUCGCUUCGGUGCCCACUUUCGUCCUCUUCAAAAGCGGCGCCCAAGUGGACCGUCUGGACGGCGCGCACGCUCCGGAGCUGACCAAGAAGGUCCAACGCCUGGUCGGUUCCGGCUCCGAACCCGAAGCGGCCCCGUUGGACUUGAACGAUCGUCUGAAGAAGUUAAUCAACGCGGCGCCUUGCAUGCUCUUCAUGAAGGGCAGCGCGCAGGAGCCUCGCUGCGGUUUCAGCCGGCAGAUAGUGGCCCUCCUCCGGGAGAGGAACGUUUCCUUCAGCACCUUCGAUAUCCUGUCAGACGAAGAAGUCCGUCAAGGCUUGAAAACCUACUCCAACUGGCCCACCUACCCGCAGUUGUACUCCAAGGGCGAGCUCGUAGGAGGUCUGGACAUCGUCAAGGAGAUGUUCGAGUCGGGCGAGCUGGACGACGUCUUGCCCAAAGCGCCCACCCUGGAGCAGCGACUCAAGGAGCUCAUCAACCGCAGCCCGGUAAUGCUCUUCAUGAAGGGCAGCAAGGAGGAGGUUCGCUGCGGCAUGAGCCGGCAGAUCGUGGAGAUCAUGAACGCCACCGGGGUGGACUACGACACCUUUGACAUCCUGGGGGACGAGGAGGUUCGGCAGGGGCUCAAGACCUACUCCAACUGGCCCACCUAUCCUCAGCUGUACGUCAAGGGGGAUCUCAUAGGCGGCUUGGACAUUGUCAAGGAGCUGGAGGAGUCCGGAGAACUUCAAGAGAAACUCGAGCAGGGUUCCUAG
Nerophis lumbriciformis (worm pipefish) is the source of this 969-nucleotide messenger RNA. The record is from RefSeq and is a predicted model, not a curated record. Lineage: Eukaryota; Metazoa; Chordata; Actinopteri; Syngnathiformes; Syngnathidae.